AUGGACAAUGAAGAUCGUGAAAAUGAAGGCGAUCUCAUUGCUGCAGCUGAAUUUGCAACUGAAGAACGUGUGGCCUUUAUGUUACGACAUUCAACUGGCAUUGUAUGUGUUCCAGCAUUAUUUGAACGUAUGGAAGAGUUACAAUUGCCACUAAUGGUUGCAAAGAAUACAGAGAUGCACAAGUGUAAAUUCACCAUCACAGUCGACUUGAAAGACGGAAAUUCCACUGGUGUCUCAGCUGCCGAUCGUGCUCGUACAAUUCGUGCAUUAGCUGAUACGACACUUGGUCCAUCUGCUUUUAAUCGUCCUGGUCAUAUCUUUCCAUUAGUUGCUCAAAAAGGUGGUGUCCUGACUCGUGCAGGACAUACCGAAGCAGCAACGGACCUUACCCGACUUGCUGGUGUUAAGCCAAUUGGCUACAUUUGUGAAAUGAACGAUGAGAAUGGACGAAUGCUACGUCGUCCACAAUUAGAGGAAUUCUCCAAGAAAUAUCAUGUACCAUUGAUUACUAUUUCAGAUCUCAUUCGGUAUCGCUCACGUAUUGAGACGUUAGUACAGAGGAUGGAGGUCAAGGACGCAAAGGUUGACACACCUUUAGGAGCAUUUACUAGCGUCAGUUACACGUCACUCGUACACGAUGAUCAGAUGUAUCAUGCACUAGUGUUUAGUGAUGUGGAAAGCAAGACAGAUGUACCGGUGUUUCUAGUCGAAGAUGGAUUUGAGGCGAGUGUAGAGGCACAAUGGGCUCAGCAGUAUGUUGUGCAACAUGGAUACGGCAUACUCAUUUACAUGCACGGCUCGGCACAAUUACUGCAAAUAAGUGGCGAGUUAAUGGCUCGUCAAAGUAUUUUUGGCAUGGCGAUGCAGAUCGUGCGUGAUCUCAAGGUAGCUUCGGUUCAGUUAUUGUUGACAAAAGAGGUAGCUUUUGAUUUACACGGCUUUGGUAUCAUGAUUUCAGGUAGUCAACACCUUGCUACGUCAUUGUAG
Messenger RNA from Peronospora belbahrii, 987 nucleotides. Lineage: Eukaryota; Oomycota; Peronosporomycetes; Peronosporales; Peronosporaceae. The record is from the annotation of a GenBank genome assembly.